UUCGCAACCACAUCACCACCUCGCAAUGGCCGACCAAAAAUCGCAAGCCGCUCUCUUCCAAGUCUAUCUUCGAUUGCGACCCCCUCCAACGAACCAACAAAUUGCCACCGAACGAUUUCUUUCGGUCGAAGAACCUGCGAAUGACGAUGAGCUCCCAACCCAUAUUACCCUGAAUCCUCCCAACGAUAAUCGACGACGCGCAGUCGAAAAAUUUGCAUUCACAACGGUAUUUGAAGAGGAGGCUACACAGUUGAAUCUGUUCCAUGGCACUGGUGUGCUGCCUUUGGUUGAAGGAGUUCUUGGCCCCCAGGGCGGUGAUGGACGCGAUGGAUUGCUUGCUACGCUAGGUGUUACUGGCAGCGGAAAGAGCCACACAAUCCUCGGAUCUCGAACUCAACGCGGUCUCACCCAACUCGCGCUCGACGUCCUCUUCCGCUCAAUUUCGAAUCAAAUGCUCGAUCCGAAUACGACAACAAGCCUGCAUGCAACAGUAGCAGCCUCCGACCCUAGCGAAGCACAAGUUAUGUCUGCACAAAUGUUUCUUGAUACAAUGUACGGCGACCCAUCAGCAGCUUCCCGAGCCAGCUCCAGAGCACCGACUCCAAUGGUGGGCGAAUCCUAUCCACCUCCUACCCCACGAAAGAACUUCCUCCAACGACCGAGUCAACUACCCCAAGUGCCGGAUAUCAGCAAUGUUUUGGUAGACGUGGAUCCUAACGCUGAAUACGCGAUUUUGAUUUCGAUGUAUGAGGUUUAUAAUGAUCGCAUCUUUGAUCUGUUGACGCCUGCUUCGCCCAAUAAGUCAACGAAGGAAUUCCGACGACGACCGUUGCUGUUCAAGCCUACAGAGCAAUCUCCGGAUAGGAAAGUUGUUGCUGGUCUGAGGAAGAUUAUUUGCGGGACCAUGAAGGAAGCACUUAUGGUUCUUGAAGCAGGAUUACAUGAACGACGCGUUGCUGGCACUGGUUCCAAUAGUGUAUCCAGUCGAAGCCACGGCUUCUUCUGCGUUGAAGUGAAGAAGAGAAGAAGAAGCAGGAUGCCUGGUCAAUGGGGAGGCAGUGCACUUACCAUUGUUGAUCUUGCUGGGAGUGAGAGGGCAAGAGACGCUAAGACACAGGGGGCGACGUUGCAGGAGGCGGGGAAGAUUAAUGAGAGUUUGAUGUAUCUUGGGCAGUGUCUGCAGAUGCAGUCUGAUCUUGGUUCUACCACGAAGCCAAACCUCGUCCCAUUCCGCCAAUGCAAGCUCACUGAGCUCCUAUUUUCCAACUCCUUCCCCCCAACCUCCCAACAAUCCGUCCCGUCAACCCCCUCCCACUCCUACCACUCCCACCACCCACACCCAUCCUCUCACCGUACCCAGCCCCAAAAGGCAAUAAUGAUCGUCACCGCCGAUCCGCUCGGAGACUUCAAUGCCACCUCUCAAAUCCUUCGCUACUCCGCCCUCGCACGAGAAAUCACCGUUCCGCGGAUUCCAUCCGUUACGUCCACAAUCCUCGCUCAAUCAACUGCUAGCCACUACUUCUCUCCUCGAGCAGGAGGCAGGAUGUCCCCAUCCGAAACAGAACGCGAAACAAUGGAAAUCGCAGCCCUAGAAAUCGCCCGCAUGUCCGAGGAAAUCGACGGUCUCCGCCAUGAACUGAGUAAGAGCGAGAGUGCUCGGAUGGAGUUGGAAGCACAUCUUGAAUCCUUCCAAGAUCGCGCUGUGGAGAUCGAGGCUGAGGUUCGAGAGGAGUGCUAUAUGGAGAUGGAGAAGAAGAUGCAAUCCGAGUUGCAAAGAUGGAAGAUUGUUUGGGAGAGUGAGAGGGAGAGGGGGGAGGCGCAUUUGGAUAAGAAGAUGGAGAUUUAUACGCGGAGCAUUGAUGCCGUGGACGAGGAGUCGGAGAAUAAGGAGAAUGAAUUUGAUCUAGAAGCCGAAAAUGACCGGUUGCGAAGAGAAGUCGAGAUGUUGAGACGCGAUAUUCAGAGUAGGAGUCCGAGCAAGAGGAUGCCAUUGAGAGAGUCGAGAGCUUAUUCUGGACGGGACUCAAGGGUUUGUGGUGAGAGUGAGAGGGGAAUGGAGAGCGUGGGAAGAGAAAUGGAGAGGUUGAGGAUGAGCGGAGAGUCUGUUUUGAAGGGUGGACAGCCAAUUAUGAGCAGCCCAACGAAGAAAGUGAGGAAGCUGACGGCGAGGAAGUGGGAUUUGAUGGAUGAGCGCGAGAUAUUGUAGUUCUUGACAGAGGUGGAUGAGUGGAGUUGUGGGAGUUUAUGUUGAGUAAGAUGUUAGAGUCGUUUGGGCCAGCGAGUUGUGCCAUGCAUGGCGUUUUGGAUGUUGUUUUUGUUUUGGAGUAUUGGAUCGAUAAUAUGUGAAUGAAGUAUUGAUCUCACAUCCACUUUGUUCUGCGGGCUGUUCGUGAGGAAAGAAGAAUAUUAUAUCAGUG
This is a messenger RNA of Hyaloscypha bicolor E, 2417 nucleotides long. RefSeq names its product P-loop containing nucleoside triphosphate hydrolase protein. Gene Ontology annotation, molecular function: microtubule motor activity; microtubule binding; ATP hydrolysis activity. NCBI's taxonomy places the organism in Eukaryota, Fungi, Ascomycota, Leotiomycetes, Helotiales, Hyaloscyphaceae. The transcript has 4 exons. Gene Ontology annotation, biological process: microtubule-based movement. Gene Ontology annotation, cellular component: nucleus; microtubule; kinesin complex. The record is from RefSeq and is a predicted model, not a curated record. Bases 26 to 2206 code for a protein of 726 amino acids.